AUGGAGUAAGUUACUCAAGACAUGAAGAAUGAUGAUUGCAAAAAUACUAAUAAUCUCUGAAUUAGUGUUUAUAACGUGAUGAAUGAUUCGAAGGCCUAUUUUCGAGUAUUUCACCCAUUUGUCGCUCCAUUCCUAACCUCUGUUCGCCAAAUUCGUGCUCGUUUCACAGUAGCUCGUAGACUGUUACUUCCACGUUUCGAGAAUCGCUAUCCAGAUGAUGGGAAAGGACACAAUGAUAUGUUGCAAUGGUUGGUCGAUACAGCGCGGGGUCGUGACGAAGAGACUGAUCAAGUUGUGAAACGAAUGUUAUUUCUCAACAUGGCAGCCAUCCACACGAGUGCAGAAGCCGCGACCAGCACCAUAUUGGAUCUGUGUGCAAGACCAGAUUAUAUUAAUAUGUUGAGGGACGAGAUGCUUGAGUCAAUAAAAACACAUGGUGGCCUUAAACUUGCAACAAUUUCGAGUCUAAAAAAGACGGACAGUUUUAUCAAGGAGUCUAACCGCCUUAACACAUCUGGAUUAAGUAUGCCAAACGAAAUGCUUCUGACUCUUUUCUUUCGGAACCGUCACUAAUCAUGUAUAGUGACCUUUCACAGACGACUUGCUGUCCCACUUACACUCUCCAACGGUGUCACACUCCCCGCAUCAACAUAUCUUUCGAUGUCGCAUUACCCUAUGAUACAUGAUGCCGAAAUAUUUCCAGAGCCGGAGGCUUUUGAUGGUCUUCGAUUCUAAAAAUUGCGACAGGAAAAGGGGCAAGAGGAGAAGCAUCAAUUCGCUUCAUUGAGCCCUGAUGUUCCUUCUUGGGGCGUCGGGAAAUUUGCAUGUCCGGGGCGGUUUUGGGCCAGUGCUCAAAUCAAAUUGUUGUUAAUGGUUCUAUUACUGGAGUUUGAAAUUUCUCAUCCAAAUGGUCAGAUUAAACGACCACAAAAUGUGGUAAAAGGGGAGAAAAAUCAAGUCAGUAUAUCACAACAGAUUAUGUUGAAGAGACGUAGUGUCUAGAUGUAACGCGUCAAG
Molecule: messenger RNA, 1017 nt
Organism: Hymenoscyphus albidus
Lineage: Eukaryota; Fungi; Ascomycota; Leotiomycetes; Helotiales; Helotiaceae
Source: the annotation of a GenBank genome assembly